This is a messenger RNA of Aphanomyces astaci, 1309 nucleotides long. RefSeq lists its product as hypothetical. The record is from RefSeq and is a predicted model, not a curated record. NCBI's taxonomy places the organism in Eukaryota, Oomycota, Saprolegniomycetes, Saprolegniales, Verrucalvaceae. The transcript has 4 exons. The coding region runs from base 29 to 1216 and encodes 395 amino acids.
CUUGGAUAUCCGGAUAUUGGUUGAAGUCAUGUUCGAGUAUAUCCGGACAACCGCCUUGCGGAAUGAUAGAAGGAAUCGGUGCUUGAAAGAUCCAUCGGUCGGUCAUUCACCUUUGGCCACUCGGUCCUUCGCCAUGUUCUUCUGGCGCAACCCCUCGCCGGCUUCAGGACAUGAUGGGGAUGAUCUGUCUGUCGGCAGGACGAAGGAAGAGAUGUUGCGCUGCAACCGCUGCGACGAAUUCGUGAUGCUGCCAAUCGAGAUCGUUGCCAACAUCGUCGAGUGUUUGACUCACAUGGAAAUCCACCACCUGGAAGCGGCGCAUCCUCGAUUCCGCAUGCAGGUGGAAGGCUACAAUUGCUGGAAACAAGACGUCGUGCGGCGCAUUGUCCUCGACAAGACGCAAUGGUUUCGCACUGCCUCGGCCACGAUGACCCACUUUAGCAACAACUACCGCGCCAUGUCCGUGUGGAAGCGACUCGGAUGUUUGGCACACCUGGCAGGAUCGAGCAAGUAUGGCCAGGACAACCUUAUCGCCGAUGUGCUUAAGUUCUCGUCGGCAGACAGGGAGAGCGAAGGUCCCGGGAACACCCUUCGACCAUCCAAAUGCUGGGGGGAAAUCCAAAGGUUCAGCGACGAAUUGGACACUCCAUACAACCUGCAGGAGCUGUCUUCGUUCUCCAUGUUCCGACUGCUCACGCGCCGCCAAGCGUCGCUGGGGGAAACCAUUCAGAUGCUAUGUGGGUGCUCGUCGGGCAACUCGUGCUACUGGAGCAGUGCCGCUUCCACGACUCAAAACACAGAGGAAUCCAUCUACUACCGCAUGCGCGGCCAUUGCGUCGUCCGCGCGGUGUCCGUGUUGCCGUACCGCGUGUUCUGGCAUCCCAAUGCGCCGACGUAUGGACCGCAGCAAGUGUCGUUUUCGUUUUAUGCCAAUGAACGCAACGUCGACUCUGAGCACGAAGUGCCUUUCUACGUGUCGCCAGUCUUCGACGUCGUCAACGACAUGGUCGAACAAUCGUUCGAGCUCCCUGUGCGAGUGCUCCUGCAAGACGGGUACAUGAGGGUGAACUUGAUCGGUCGCCACCAAGCACAAACCUUCGACGUCCCCACGUGGAUGCAAGCGCAUGGCGACGACAACACACCCAAAUACUACUGCUGCUUGAGUCAAGUGCGGGCCCAUGGGGUUAUGAUGGACUUCGACACUUCCUCGCCGUGAUAUCCUCCCAAUGUGUCUGUUCAAGAAGGCUGUGGAAGUAUUUUUUAUAACCUAUUAAAACGACGCAUACGUUAUAUAUGUUUAACGUGUCAC